This is a messenger RNA of Silurus meridionalis, 2489 nucleotides long. RefSeq names its product signal recognition particle 54 (gene srp54). Gene Ontology annotation, cellular component: signal recognition particle, endoplasmic reticulum targeting; cytosol. The coding region runs from base 308 to 1822 and encodes 504 amino acids. The transcript has 17 exons. Gene Ontology annotation, molecular function: 7S RNA binding; GTPase activity; ATP hydrolysis activity. Gene Ontology annotation, biological process: SRP-dependent cotranslational protein targeting to membrane, translocation; SRP-dependent cotranslational protein targeting to membrane. The record is from RefSeq and is a predicted model, not a curated record. Lineage: Eukaryota; Metazoa; Chordata; Actinopteri; Siluriformes; Siluridae.
UGCUUGGGGGUUUGUUAAGUGAUUUGGGAAUUAAAUAAAACUUCGGAUUUGCGAUACAUUUGUACCACUUUCAACAUGGUUGAUAUCCAGUAACGGCUAAAGUAUAGCAGCUCACGUGGGACGUUGUGUGGUGUUUUUAGCUGCUCUGGUCAGGAGUGCUAGCAUACACAACAAGAAAGCGCACAAAUCGAAAAUCAGCACUUUUCCGUCUUCUUGACCGGGGUCCCUGGGAACCUGUGGGGGAUCCCCCACCUUACUGAAGAGCUCCUGUUCUCAUAACACGCCGCUACCUAUUUAAAGUGCAAACAUGGUGUUAGCAGACUUGGGGAGAAAGAUAACAGCGGCGCUGCGCUCCCUCAGCAAUGCCACCAUUAUCAACGAAGAGGUUUUAAAUGCUAUGCUAAAAGAGGUCUGUGCUGCCCUGUUAGAAGCUGACGUGAACAUCAAACUGGUGAAGCAGCUCAGAGAAAAUGUCAAGGCAGCCAUUGACCUCGAGGAAAUGGCCUCUGGGCUGAAUAAGAGGCGAAUGAUCCAGCAUGCUGUUUUCAAGGAGCUUGUUAAGCUGGUGGACCCUGGUGUAAAAUCAUGGACACCUACAAAAGGAAAGAACAACAUCAUCAUGUUUGUUGGUCUUCAGGGUAGUGGAAAAACCACAACAUGUACUAAGUUGGCAUAUUACUACCAAAGAAAAGGAUGGAAAACAUGCUUGAUCUGUGCUGACACUUUUAGAGCAGGUGCCUUUGAUCAGCUUAAACAAAAUGCAACAAAAGCCAGAAUUCCCUUUUAUGGAAGUUACACAGAAAUGGAUCCAGUCAUAAUAGCUGCUGAGGGAGUUGAAAAAUUCAAGACAGAAAACUUUGAAAUAAUCAUUGUUGACACUAGCGGAAGACAUAAGCAAGAAGAUUCACUGUUUGAAGAAAUGUUGCAGGUUUCGAAUGCUGUGCAACCCGACAACAUCGUGUACGUGAUGGAUGCAUCUAUUGGUCAGGCUUGUGAGGCUCAGGCUAAGGCCUUCAAAGACAAGGUAGAUGUGGCGUCCGUCAUUGUUACUAAGCUGGAUGGCCAUGCUAAAGGUGGUGGUGCUCUUAGUGCAGUUGCUGCCACAAAGAGUCCUAUCAUUUUCAUUGGCACAGGCGAGCACAUUGAUGACUUUGAGCCUUUUAAAACUCAGCCCUUCAUAAGCAAACUGCUUGGCAUGGGAGACAUUGAGGGACUUAUAGAUAAAGUAAAUGAGCUCAAACUUGAUGACAAUGAGGAGCUAAUUGACAAACUUAAACAUGGUCAGUUCACACUCAGGGACAUGUAUGAGCAGUUCCAGAACAUCAUGAAAAUGGGACCCUUUGGGCAAAUCAUGGGUAUGAUCCCAGGCUUUGGAACAGACUUCAUGAGUAAAGGAAAUGAACAGGAGUCUAUGGCCAGGUUAAAGAAACUCAUGACCAUAAUGGACAGUAUGAAUGACCAAGAACUGGACAACAAAGAUGGUGCAAAGUUGUUCAGUAAGCAGCAAAACCGGGUUCAGAGGGUGGCACGGGGUGCAGGUGUAGCCACCAGAGACGUGCAGGAACUACUUACCCAGUACACGAAAUUCGCUCAGAUGGUCAAGAAAAUGGGUGGCAUUAAAGGUUUAUUUAAAGGAGGCGAUAUGUCCAAGAACGUUAACCCAUCUCAGAUGGCCAAACUGAACCAGCAGAUGGCAAAGAUGAUGGAUCCCAGAGUGCUGCACCACAUGGGUGGCAUGGCUGGUCUACAGUCGAUGAUGAGACAGUUUCAGCAAGGCGCGGCUGGCAACAUGAAAGGAAUGAUGGGAUUCAACAAUAUGUGAACACGUUCAGUCUUUAAUAAAAAGAAUGGAAACGAUCCUGAUGAAUUUUAAAUAAGUGAAGAAGGAUUUUUUUUUUUUUUGCUUAAGAUAAUAGUGAUUUAUAAAACCAUGUAAAAUAUUCAGAGACUUGAGUAUUUAUAAAAUCAGAAAAUUUCUGGAGAAAGCUUUCAGUGAUCAGUUUCACUUUAAAGUUUGGUCAGUGAGAUAUAAGUAGUUUUAAAACAUUUAACUACAUUUGAAGCCAACAUCCUGUAAUACAGAUAUUUUUUUCUCUGCUGAGUUGUAUAAAUGCGGUCUAAAUUAAAAUUAAUGUUAACUAGUAUGUGUUUUUACUUUAAGACUGCAAGGAAAGGAGGAAUGUUUAUAAAGGAGUCAGCUCUGGCUACUUGUGUACAACAUGCUCUUUUUAAAAUUGUUGCUAGUAAUUGCUGCUGUCAUUUUGUGAGAAUCAACUCAAGGGAGACAAAUUUCAUGCCCCCUUUUGUGAUUAAGAUGUUUACAGUUGGGGUAAAACAUUUAAAAGAUCUUGUCUGUAAUUUUUUUUCCCCCCUGGAAUUGCCCAAGAAGAACUUUGGCUUUGUAUGUGAGACAAAAGAACUGUAUUGUCAGAUGAGUCUAUGGCAAUAUUUUUGUCAUAAUAUAAUAAAUUUAUAUAGCAACAUUUUAA